GAUCAAGACCAGGAAGAUAUGGAUAGAGGUGUGGCUCUCCAUCAAAAAGGUCUGAAUUCGGCGGUUAUUGACAAGCAAUGGCGUUGGGCAACUGAUGAUGAGAUGAAACCAGUCCUGGAGGCCACGGGUUGGAAUGGCGAACACAAAGCGGAGCCUACAACAGAGGAACUGCAGACAUGGGCAGCUUUGGGGACGCUUCCUCCGGGUCAAGGGGGUCAUCCUAAGACCUCGCGAGGAUUACAAGAAUGGAGUGUGCCAAAUGUCUCCAGAGAUGUCUCCAAGCUUGAGCACCAAAUGCUGGAAAAUGUCAAGCGAUGGACUCCAUGCUUUGACUGGAUACCAAGGCCGCUGGCCACAGGAGAAAAAUUUUUCCUCAUCCUUUACAGCGGCCAUCGCAGAUGCGGUGACAUUGCUUCGUGGUUCCAGUGGGAUGGCCGGGUGCGGCCAAUAGCCAUUGAUGUUGCCGUGGACAAGGAAGCAGGUGACAUCAUGAAUUGUGAUUUGUGGAUUAGGCUCAUCAAAUCACGAAGAGUGGUAGGGGGGCACGCAGGCCCCCCCUGCGAGACCUACACCAGUGCGCGUUGGAACCAACUGGAAGGGGAGGUGUGUCCGCGGCCGUUGCGGGAUUCAGAUCAACCAUGGGGAAGAGACUUUCUGACAUUGCGCGAAGGCCUACAAGUCAAUGUUGGAACAGCCCUGAUGCUGAUGGCACUCCGAUUGUUAGUGACAAUUUUUAUCUUUGGUGGUUCGAUCAGUCUUGAGCACCCGAAGGGCAAUCAAGAAGACACCAGACAAUGGUGUAUCUGGCAAUCGGCCUUUAUGCGGUGGUUGCUCUUGGACGCACAAAUUCAGACCGUGACCUUCCUUCAGGGUCCUCUGGGGCAGAAGUUUGCAAAGCCGACUACAAUGAUGGUGGGUCGCUUGGCUAACUUUGCACACCGUAUUUUUGCCACUUACAACAAAAAGUGGGCUCUAGCUCCGCUGUUCCACGUGGUCCCUGCCUACGCAGUGCUGGUGGUGAAGGGUGAUGCGAACUGCGCGGCUCCCAGGGCCCUAGAUGGGAACUUCUAUUCCUUCGAAUUGGCUCGUGACUUUGAGCCCUUCGUCCAAGCUGUGGAGCGGUCGCUCCUGCGGAGCCCCGAGGGACGAGCGCGUGACAAUGCAGCAGCCUUUUGGGACUUUCUGAGAUACCCCAGUGAUGCAGUUGCCAGCGGGGCGGACAUCUUCAGAUAUUUGGCGCCAUUGGAAGACAUGCUGGAUUUGACCGACGGCAUUGGACCCUGUGCAGCUCCAAGGAAGGGAAGAGUGGUUUCCAUCCCGACUGAGAAGCGAGUAGAGCAUGUCUUUACCAACUGCCAGCCUUUGGAGAGAGACAGCUGCACUGAGCAGGAGCGAGAAUUCAUUGACGCCGCUGAUCUGCAAAGGGAGUCGCAGGUCGAGCUAGAGCUCCUUCGCAUGUCCCAGCUACUGGACAUGUCGCAGUCCACCACUGAGCCGCGCAAUGCGGAACUCUUGGAUCGAAUGGUAAUCCUGAAGCGCCUGAAGCGAGAAAACUCGUGGCGCUUCGGACGUACCUCCUCCAAACAACGAUCCGCCACACCGCGUCGCCAGCUUCGUCAUGCCAAGCGUGGCUGCAGUGCAGCUACACUUGGGGGAAGAUGGACCGAUCCGUUGGUUGUUUCAGGAUGUGUCGACUUGGAACAUGGCAAAGGAGGCAGCGACCUAUUUCCAAGGCCGACAUAUCGACGCACCUGA
Messenger RNA from Cladocopium goreaui, 1755 nucleotides. The record is from the annotation of a GenBank genome assembly. NCBI's taxonomy places the organism in Eukaryota, Dinophyceae, Suessiales, Symbiodiniaceae.